Penicillium robsamsonii is the source of this 2025-nucleotide messenger RNA. Its product is annotated as T6SS phospholipase effector Tle1-like catalytic domain-containing protein. The record is from RefSeq and is a predicted model, not a curated record. Lineage: Eukaryota; Fungi; Ascomycota; Eurotiomycetes; Eurotiales; Aspergillaceae. Bases 1 to 2025 code for a protein of 674 amino acids. The transcript has 2 exons.
AUGUCUCUAUGCUCCGAUAUUCAUGAGCCAACAUACAUAGCUCGACAAAGAAAGGACUCAACGGCUCGGCCUAUCCGCAAACGCAUCAUCAUCUGCUGCGACGGAACAUGGCAAUCCGCCGUCUCAGGGCAGAAAAACGUCCCAUCUAACGUGACACGUCUCUGCCGCACUCUGAAUGGUGUCGGAACCGACGAAGACGGGAACCAAUGGCAACAAAUAGUCUGGUACGAUUCCGGAAUCGGCACAACCUCAGGUCCUUUGGGGAAAACACUCGAAGGCGCCGUUGGCCUUGGCCUGGAAGGGAAUGUUAUCGAAGCAUAUAACUUCUGUGUCCUGAACUACAGACCCGGCGAUCAGAUUAUGUGCUUUGGUUUCUCGAGGGGCGCGUUCACGGCCCGGGCCAUUGCUGGUUUGAUCUCGGAUAUUGGUAUUUGCAGUAAACAGAAUUUGAACCGGUUUCCUGACCUCUGGAAGGUUUAUAAGAAAAAUAAGCCCGGAGAGCGAUUCUACUGCAGUGACCUCUGGUUUCAGUGGAUGGAUGGGAAGGCUGAUGAGAAUCAGGGCGCUCGAGGCGAGACUUUUGUAUUUGAAAAGCGUCCCGAGGGUGACUGGGCUCAAGAGGGGUCAAGGGAUGUUGAAGUCGUUGGUGUCUUUGAUACGGUCGGCGCUAUUGGAAUGCCUGAGGUGCUGGGAAUUAAGCUGCCCUCGUGGGUCAUGUGGUGGUCGCCGCAUAAGGAUGGGUGGGAAAAUGUUGGACUUUCACCUAAUGUCAAACAUGCAUUCCAGGCUCUGGCUCUCGAUGAACACCGCAACGCCUUUUCGCCUACCCUGUGGUAUCUCCACAAAUUAGGAAACGUUACUUCAGAGCAGAUACAAAUCCAGAGGAAUAUGGUUCGUCAGAAAGCUAAAGAAUGGGACGAAAUCCUGCAGGACGCGAUCCGCCUGAAGGGUAGCGGCAAGGCUAAGGGCGCGGAUGUCAACAAUGCAGCUCGAAAGUUAAACGAAACUGCCAGAGCCUUGAACCAGGAGACUCGAAAGCUCAUAAAGUUGGAAGACGACCACAAGCACCAGCACCACCCCCGAACAUUGAAACAAGUGUGGUUCCCCGGUUAUCACAUUAACAUCGGCGGAGGAUCAAGUGAAACGCUCCAAGAUGAGGGUGACAUGGAAGAAAUGUCUAAUAUCACCUUCUACUGGAUGCUGGACCAGAUCAGACCCUACCUGUCGCUCAACGACCAGGCUCUCUCCGAUGAAAGAGAAGAGAGAGAAUACCACAUGUCUACGCUUGUCGAAAACACAGUCAAUAAUGGGAGCUUGGGAGGUUGGGCUCAACAAAAAGCUUCAGCAAUAGCCUCGGGUUUCAAGCCUCCCACGUCAUCCGUCGAGUCUGUGGAAAAGCGACGCAGCUAUGGCUGGGGAACAGGCCCGUUGGAAGACAGCUUUACGGCACUUUACUAUGCCAACGGCUCGAAGAGACGUACACCUGGAGGCUACGAUCCUUUCGACAAAGAUGGAAAGCUACUGGGAGAGACUUUUGAGUUUAUCCAUCCAGUGGUGGGAUUCAGGGAGAAGCAGAUCAAGGACUACACCCCGAUUGGACACAAUGUCAAGUUUGACCGUCGGAAGGCGGUUGACGAGAAGGGUCAGCCAUGUUAUGUCUAUGAUCUGGGCAAUACGCGCAAACCCUUGCCCGAGUGGCGCUUAGGGGGACUUGACUCUUAUGAGAGGCUCGCCAUCACCGGCAAGGCCGCUUAUGAUUAUGUCGACGAACUAGAUCUAUAUUUAAAGACCAGGAUCCAGACACCCCGUCGGUCUGUUUGGGGAAUUCAAGAUAUUGACCUUGGGAUUGAAGUGCCCGAAGUCACUGAGCCUGAAGCUCCUGAAGCUACUGGAGACUUGCAACCGGAGUUCAGAUCAGAGAAAUCUCAACAGAGAAGUUUUACAUUGACAGGAUUUGGGACCAAAGGAAUGCAAUUGAGGAGCUCAGAAAUUUCAUACACCGAGGAGACAGUCACCUUGAUGUGA